AUGAAGAACGGGUUGAGGCUUGAAGAGACUGAAAGAGGAAACGGUGAGAUUAAAGCGCGGUGGGCUGCAAGAGUUGGUAGCUUGUUGACCCAGCCAGUCCCACCAACAGACCGACAGAACAGAACAGACCCGAGGAGAGCAGAGCAGAACAGAGCAGACGUCACUGCAAGGCCCAAGCAGAGCGGCAGGAGAGUGCGAAGAUAG
This is a messenger RNA of Paracoccidioides lutzii Pb01, 204 nucleotides long. RefSeq lists its product as hypothetical. Bases 1 to 204 code for a protein of 67 amino acids. The record is from RefSeq and is a predicted model, not a curated record. The transcript has a single exon.